This is a messenger RNA of Hypanus sabinus (Atlantic stingray), 2249 nucleotides long. RefSeq names its product serine/threonine-protein phosphatase 2A 65 kDa regulatory subunit A alpha isoform-like. The transcript is spliced from 15 exons. Gene Ontology annotation, biological process: protein dephosphorylation. Lineage: Eukaryota; Metazoa; Chordata; Chondrichthyes; Myliobatiformes; Dasyatidae. Gene Ontology annotation, cellular component: cytoplasm; protein phosphatase type 2A complex. The record is from RefSeq and is a predicted model, not a curated record. Gene Ontology annotation, molecular function: protein phosphatase regulator activity. The coding region runs from base 23 to 1798 and encodes 591 amino acids.
GGUGCGCGUGCGCGGUGGGGAGAUGGCGGCGACGUCUGGGGACGGGGACGAUUCUCUGUACCCGAUCGCGGUGCUGAUCGACGAGCUGAGGAAUGAGGACGUGCAGCUCCGUCUCAAUAGCAUCAAAAAGCUGUCCACCAUUGCGCUGGCUCUAGGUGUGGAGAGAACGCGAAAUGAACUGCUGCCAUUUUUAACAGAUACGAUUUAUGAUGAGGAUGAAGUACUGCUUGCUUUAGCUGAGCAGCUGGGAUCAUUCACUGCCCUGGUGGGAGGCCCAGCACAUGUCCAUUGCCUGCUGCCCCCGCUAGAGAGCCUGGCCACAGUGGAGGAGACGGUGGUGCGGGAAAAGGCCGUGGAAUCGCUGCGCACCAUCUCCAAGGAGCACUCUCCCUCGGACCUGGAGCGCCACUUUGUACCCCUUGUCAAGCGUCUCUCUAGCGGCGACUGGUUCACAUCCCGCACGUCAGCCUGUGGCCUCUUCAGUGUUUGCUAUCCUCGUGUCUCCAGCACUGUCAAGUCGGAUCUCCGGCAGUACUUCAAGCAGCUCUGCACAGAUGAUACCCCCAUGGUGAGGCGAGCAGCCGCUUCCAAACUAGGUGAGCUUGCAAAAGUUCUUGAGCCGGAGAACAUCAAGUCUGAGAUCCUGCCCAUGUUCACCAACCUGGCCACAGACGAACAGGAUUCUGUACGGCUGCUGGCGGUUGAGGCCUGCGUCUGCAUUGCACAGCUGCUGAAGCACGAGGAGCUGGAGAAGAUGGUGAUGCCCACGCUUCGCCAGGCCAUGGAGGACAAAUCGUGGCGUGUACGCUACAUGGUGGCAGACAAGUUCACUGUGCUGCAGAAAGCCGUAGGCCCUGAGAUCACCAAGAAAGACCUGUUGCCAGUCUUCCAGAACCUCCUGAAGGACUGUGAAGCUGAAGUCCGUACUGCCGCUGCCCAGAAGCUCAAAGAGUUCUGUGAGAACCUGCCCAAGGAUGUUCGGCAACAGAUCAUUCUGAACCAGGUCCUGCCCUGUGUCAAAGAGCUGGUCUCAGAUGGUAAUGAACACGUGAAAUCAGCAAUAGCUUCGGUCAUCAUGGGCCUCUCCCCCAUCUUGGGGAUGGACAGCACCGUGGAACAUCUCUUGCCUCUCUUUUUGGUGCAGCUGAAAGAUGAGUGCCCAGAGGUCCGUCUGAACAUCAUUUCCAACCUGGAGUGUGUGAACGAGGUGAUUGGUAUCAAACAGUUGUCGCAAUCACUGCUGCCUGCAAUCGUGGAGUUGGCAGAAGAUGCCAAGUGGAGGGUGCGCCUCGCCAUCAUCGAGUAUAUGCCCCUGUUGGCAGGGCAACUGGGUAUGGAGUUCUUCAACGAGAAGCUGAACUCUCUCUGUAUGGCCUGGCUAGUGGAUCACGUUUAUGCCAUCCGAGAAGCAGCCACCAACAACCUGAAGAAGCUGACCCAGAAAUUCGGAAAGGCCUGGGCCCAGAACAUCAUUAUCCCUAAAGUGUUGGCCAUGUCUAACGACCCCAACUACCUUCACAGGAUGACCACCCUGUUCUGUGUCAAUGUUCUGUACGACGUGUGUGGGAAGGACAUCACCACCAAGCUGAUGCUGCCUACCGUCCUGCGAAUGUCCAGCGAUGCUGUAGCCAAUGUCCGCUUCAACGUGGCCAAGACGCUCCAGAUGAUUGGGCCUACCCUUGACAAAAACACACUACAAAAUGAUGUUAAGAUGGUGCUGGACAAGUUAUGGCGAGACCAGGAUAUAGACGUGAAAUACUUUGCUCAGGAAGCACUGAUUGUGCUGUGCCUGAACUGACACCAGCCAGGGUACUGGAGCUAAGCCAGGUACCACAGUUCAAGUUUUGUGUUUCUAAGUUACGUCGACAGUCAGUGGGUGAUCUGGGACAUUCCUGAAGACAGGUGACCGAUCCUCCUCAGUACCAGUGCACACACUGGGAAGGAAGAGUGAGAGGUGGAGGUGGUUGUGUCCGUCGAUGGGAAGCUGCUAGUCACACAUGGUGCAUUCCUUAGCCACGUAGUAGGUGGUUUACAAUUUGUGCCUGGUGAUGACCUUGCCAUCUGGCUUUCUGCUCUCUUCCCUCUUUCUCAUGCCUUGUUUCCCCUCCCCUCGCUAUCUCUUGUUCUUUGCCUCAAGUUGUAACCUUGCAUUUGACAAGUGAUCUGUUUCCUUGAAAGUUUACUGUUCCAAAGAGAAAAUAAACUGAGGUUCGGUUGUUUAAUAAAGAUAGAUGCGAAUGUUUUCUUCA